This is a messenger RNA of Betta splendens (Siamese fighting fish), 5105 nucleotides long. RefSeq names its product nfe2 like bZIP transcription factor 1b (gene nfe2l1b). The transcript is spliced from 7 exons. The coding region runs from base 656 to 3070 and encodes 804 amino acids. The record is from RefSeq and is a predicted model, not a curated record. Gene Ontology annotation, biological process: regulation of transcription by RNA polymerase II. Gene Ontology annotation, molecular function: DNA-binding transcription factor activity, RNA polymerase II-specific; RNA polymerase II cis-regulatory region sequence-specific DNA binding. Lineage: Eukaryota; Metazoa; Chordata; Actinopteri; Anabantiformes; Osphronemidae. Gene Ontology annotation, cellular component: nucleus.
AUGUUUUGGUGUCAAGCGGAGCUGCUAGCCUAGCCGGGCCAGCUAGCAAUUUUGCAAGUCAUGGUGGGCCAUUCAGUGAGGAUCGGCUGGAGAAUGAUAUGUCGAGCAGUCUUGUGGAACUUUUAAUAAGCCAGGAAUUGAAUGUCAUUCCUAAGUGACAGUGGAUUACUGGGCAUGAAGGAAAAGUUGCAAAAUCUUCAUGCCUGCGCCCACGAGAAGUAGUUGUCCUGUCACGGGUGGGGUGAUGCCUGCGAAGUCCGCGUGUUCAUCUCCAGGCUGCUGACUUUCCAAGAAUGGGAAAGACAAUGUGCGGUGCCGGUCGACAUCACUUCCCAAGUCUCGGGAGGAUGGAGUGGAUGCAGUAGGCUAGCAAGUCCGGAUUUAGAGAUUUACAUAGUGCACGUAGGAAUGGGAAUAACCUUAUGAAGAACAAAGCUUUGAGCACAGACUGGACUCUGUCAGCAGCAGAAACUCAAAUCUGAGAGCUUGUACGUCUUUUGAACUUGCAGAACCCCCUGUCCUGUCACUGGCUUUAACCACUUUUCAUGUUCCUGUGUCUAUCCUCCAGUACCAGAGCAGAAAUAUCAAUCCAAAGUAUUAGGCCCCGUUUUUGUUUUUAUUUUUUACUUUCACCUUUUGUUCCUUUUGUAAAGAAAUGCUUUACCUGAAAAAGUACUUCACAGAGGGCCUGAUUCAGUUCACCAUCCUUCUGAGUCUCAUUGGGGUGCGGGUGGACGUUGACACCUAUCUAAGCAAUCAGCUGCCCCCACUGAGAGAGAUCAUCCUGGGGCCUAGCUCAGCCUACACCCAGACACAGUUUCACAACCUGCGCAACACGCUGGACGGUUAUGGCAUCCAUCCAAAGAGUGUGGACCUCGAUCGUUUCUUCACCGUUCAACGACUGCUGAACCAGGUGCGCCAGCUGGAUCGCUUCCGUGUGCCCAGUACCCAACUCAACACCUGGCUAGUGCACCGUGAUUCAGAGACUGUGGUGUCCGCCAGCAGCCAGUCCAGCCCCAGCAUCACCCUGGACAAUGGGGCCGGCUUAGAGGACAUUAACAACCCUGACGCUACCCCGGCCAUGAGGGGAGGAAGCGGAGCGCCUGAAUCCACAUACAACCUGAACGCAGCGGACGGCAGCCUGGGAGCUGUGGCCUCAGAGGGCAACCAGGAGCAGGGCAGCAGGGACGGCAAUGACGACCUCACCAAAGAGGACAUUGACUUGAUUGACAUCCUGUGGAGACAGGACAUCGACCUUGGUGCAGGAAGAGAAGUGUUCAGCUACAGCAACCGUCAGAAGGAAAGCGAGGAGGAGAAGCCUAAUCCACAGGAAAGCAAGGACAGGAAUGAGGAACAAGAGAGCUGGAGAAAUGGAGUAAACCUACAAGGCGCCCAGGCAGUAGAUGGGGAGACGGGAGAGAGUAUUCCUGAGCAGGCUGAGCAGCUCCAAAGUCUUGGCACACAGACGUCACUGUCUCUGCAAGAAUGCCUGAGACUGUUGGAGGCCACUUUUCCUUUUGGAGAAGAGUCAGAGUUUCCAGCCCCAGUCGUGACACCAGAAAUACCAGUUUCCAAUGAAGAAGCUCCUUCAACAUCUCAGGGCCUCCCGCUGGCACCACAGGUGCCACAAGCAGAGCCACAGUUAGAUCUGGAGCAACAGUGGCAAGACAUCAUGGCCAUCAUGGAGCUUCAAGCGAUGGAAGUGAACACGACUUCAGUCGACACCACCUCCAGCAGUGUCAGUGGCACAAGUGGGACAAAUGCGUCCAGCACUGCAGGAACCUUUGGACUAUCUCACCCCACCCCAAUAAACCAGGAUGUCAGCCUUCACCAGGCCUCCCUUCCCAGCUGCAGCCAAGACUUUCCCCAGGUUUUUAAUUCUCAGCUGGACUCUAUGAGCACUGCCCCAAGAGCCCAGAUGCUCAGGCUUUCCUCCAGCAACUCCACCAAUAUAAACUCCACAUUUGGAACCACUAACCUGACUGGGAUCUUCCUCCCGCCUCACAUAAACGGUUCAAGCAACAACAUUACAUCCACGCCUAUCCUGCCUGAUCCGUUCAGCACCUUGCUCGAGGAGUCCAUGCUGGACGAGAUCAGCUUGUUGGACCUUGCCAUGGAGGAGGGCUUCAGCCAAGCCCAAGCAUCCCAGCUCGAGGAUGAGCUUGACUCAGAUUCUGGCCUUUCCCUGGACUCCAGCCACAGCCCGGCCUCCCCAAGCAGCUCUGAGACAUCCUGCUCCUCUGCAGCUUCUUCCUCUUCAACGUCUGCCACCUUCUCAGAGGAGGGAGCUGUAGGAUACAGUACUGACUCAGAGGUAGCCACGGUGGAGACAGAGGAGGGUGCCGUUGGAGGUUAUCAGCCUGGGUACAGCAAACUGUGCCGUAUGAGCUACCAGGACCCCUCCCAGUUCCACAGCCUCCCUCAGCUUGACAGCAUCAGCCACAAUCAUACAUACAACCUGCCUCUUUCCUCUGCGUUCUCCGAGCACCCAGAGCUUCCCAUCUCCACUGGAAAAAAGACGAUCCGGGACAAACAGAACACAAAGUUUCAGCCCCCUCAAGACUUUCUCGACAAGCACUCGAGUCGCGAUGAACGCCGAGCCCGGGCCAUGAAAAUCCCCUUCUCCAACGAUAAGAUCAUCAACCUGCCAGUCGAAGAGUUCAACGAGCUUCUAGCCAAGCACCACCUGAGCGAAGCCCAGCUCGCCCUCAUCCGCGAUAUCCGCAGGCGUGGCAAAAACAAGUUGGCGGCCCAGAACUGCCGCAAGCGCAAACUGGACACCAUCAUCAACCUGGAGCAGGGCGUCCAAGACCUGCGGCGCGACAAGGCUCGGCUGCUCAAGGAGAAGAUGGAGUUCAUCCGCUCCAUCCGGCAGAUGAAGCAGAAGAUGCAAAGUCUUUACCAAGAGGUCUUCACUCAGCUACGGGAUGAGGAGGGCCGGCCCUAUCCUCCCAACGAGUACUCGCUGCAGUACAGCGCCGACGGCAGCGUGCUGAUCAUGCCCCGCAGCAUGACGAGUGCUGAGCAGAACCGCAAGCCCGAGAAAAAACAGAAAGACAAAAAGAAGUGAGGGGGACAAACUGCUAUUUAUUCUAUCACUUUGCUAAAUGAGCAAGAAAGAUUUCUGCAAAUGCAAGAGAGAAGUCCUUUUUUCCUUUAAGAAGAUUCAGGUGGGUAGAAAACGGCAUUGUUGACUACUCUUCCUGCAUUAGUUUCUCCCUUUUGAAUCUGUUCCGACAUUUUUCUUUCCUGGAAACAACUUUGAAGCUGAAGUAGCUCUUCGUUCGAGUACUUUAAUUAUUUAGACAGGGGAAAAUAAUAAGGUAGGAGAUGAGGGAUAUAAAAGGACACAAAAUGAGCUAUUAGAAAAAAAUUAGCUGCUCUCGACCUUUUUGCACCAAACCACUGAAGAUGGAGAAGAUUCGCUGGGUGGACUGGUAAUGAAAGAAGUGGGAGGAAAAGAACUCUGUCAACAAGGAUGACAUGGAAUAGCUAUGCACAGAAGGUUAAAAGGAAGUUACGUCUCACCCCCUGGAGAAUUUCAGUGAUUUCCAUAGUCGCUGUGGUGUUUAAGUUGCCGAUCUUCAGGCUAAGAAUGGCACCUCGGGUUGUGAGAGUCUAGAAACCAAAGGCUAAAAGGAAGCUCAUCAUAUAUAGGAUGCAUUUAACACCUAUACUAACUAAAGGCUGUAUGGUGCAUAUCACUUGAUUGGAAUACAUAUGAAAUCCUCCAGCACUGCACUCUUAACUCUGUAGGAUUGUAUUUCAAAUUCAAAUGGUCGACUCAGUUUGUUAGUUGCACCUAUGUUCAGAAAUCCGAUUAGAUUGGGUCGGGUGUAAAAGAACGUUGGAGCAAGAAAGAGUCCGAGUCCGAGUGUUCCCGGGCUGGCCAGGGCUAGAAGAGGCCUUGAGGUGAAGUCCUGCAAGCAGAGGAGCUGGAUGUUUUAGAGAGGAGGCACACUGCAUUGCAAAAUGUAUUAACUUUCUUAUAUAAAUUAUUCAUAGCACUGUAAUUUGUCUUUAAAAGGCUUGGCUAUAUGCAUUUUGCUGUCUGUCGCUGUUCCUUCGCUGCAGGUUUAAAUAUGGGAGCUGUGUUUAGGAAGACUCUUAAGUGUCCAUAAUCUGUAGUAUAAGCAAGGUUAUAGCUCUAGCCACAUCAGCUUUACAUGAAAAUCUACAUCCUCUGUUGAUUUGAAACUGUAUCAUGGGAGGAGUUUAGGAUACUGUGAUGGGCCAGGAGCUCCAGAGCGCACUGUAAGACUACCACCAACUCCAGGCUGUCGCAGAUCGAAGCUAAUGGAUUAUUUUGUUUGUUUCUUCUUUCCACUUGGAUGCACUGUUUUAAGCAUUACGUUAAAGCUGCCAGACGCUGUGCUGCAGCUGAACCCCUUAAGUAACUUACUUGCCAGUGUUAUCCAACGGACAGCCACAAGGCGUCUUUUUUAACUGCUGUAAAGCCGUGAUGUUUGACUUCACAAAUAGAGUCCUAUGUUAAGUUUUUGUCAAUAAUGUGAGCCAUGAUGCGAAGGAUUGUUUGAAAGCCUGACCUGACAAAGUGUGUUUGCCACUUUGAUUUGCCUUUAUUUACAAUCUUCACUUUAAAGGUUUUGAGAGCUGAAGAAAAAUGUUCUCAAAGUAGAAGUGCUAUUACUCGUCUGUUUGGAUGAAGUUUGUCAGUGUAUCACUCUGUUUUAAUUCAAAAGAAAUAAAUAAAGCAGUCGUUGCAGCUGAGGUAGCGGGUAGAUUAGAAUAUUUACAAGAGGCUGAACCGAACUCGCAACAUUACGAUGAUGUCCAAAAAAUGUUUUUGAAAGGAGAAAUAUGCUCAUUAAAUGUGAUAUUCAGGCAUGAAACUGGUUAACGUUCACUUCAGUGUAACCCAAUGCGACACAAACUAUUUGCUACUACUUAGUGCACUUUUUUGUCUGUCUUGUUAUGUAAAUAUUUUCAUGUGCGUUUUUGUCCUGAUUUAUGUAUUUGUCAAAUGUCUCCAUAACAGUCUCACCCUCUACUGAGUUUGGAUGUAGUUCCCUAUUUUGAGAUCUUUGCUGGCAAUCAAGAAUUGUUUUUAUUGAUUAAUAAAGUGUUUUUAUUUUCACCGGUGA